This is a messenger RNA of Cyphomyrmex costatus, 1016 nucleotides long. Its product is annotated as nuclear RNA export factor 1. The transcript has 6 exons. Gene Ontology annotation, molecular function: protein binding; RNA binding. Gene Ontology annotation, cellular component: nucleus; cytoplasm. The record is from RefSeq and is a predicted model, not a curated record. The annotation marks the transcript as partial. Gene Ontology annotation, biological process: poly(A)+ mRNA export from nucleus. Lineage: Eukaryota; Metazoa; Arthropoda; Insecta; Hymenoptera; Formicidae.
AUGACUAGACAUUGUAUACAAAGAUUAACAGUUUCAACUAAGACAUUAGAAGGUCAUGAUGAUCGAGUAGGAAGACCCCAUGGGAGAGAUGGAAGACCCCAUGGUCAUAUCAAGCACCGUGUGUCAUUUAAGACCCAUACGCCUAACAACUUGGCUCGUAAUUUGACAUUUGUUAAUUUGGAUGACGACAUUCCAAUGACUUCGAAUAACAAUUCGAGACAAGUGAUAAUGAAUUCGAAUAAUAGAGAACGAGGGGAACGUUGGCGAACUGUUCCUCGUGGCAGGAACAGUCCUAUGCCAAAUAGAAAUUUUAAGGGAGGUCAGUCAGGUCCUAGACGGCUUCCUCCUUUAAGAGAAUCCAAUUGGUAUAGAGUUAGUAUACCAUAUGGUCAGAAGUACGAAAGGGAUUUUAUUAUAAAUACCCUUUUGAAUUACAUUGCGCCCAAUGUAUUUGUACCCAUAGUGUACAAGACAUCUGCAAUUGAUGCCAGUUUCUAUAUAGACGAUUAUAAGACGGCAAUUGCAUUGCAAAACUGUGAUUAUAAGAUCACAAUGAGUGAUGGAUUUAAAUUGCAAGUGAAAGUGAAACCAGGAUUUCCAAUUUAUGAUAUUGAUGAUAAAUUGAAGGAAAGGUUAAAACAAGCAAUGGUUAAGAGAUAUGUACAAGAUACCAAUGCUUUGAAUUUGUCCAAGUUCUAUCUUGAUCCUGACCUUUGCUCUGAUUACUUUUGUGUAUUGUUCCAUCCGGUUAUGAUGAAGACUGUGUUGGACAUUGUAGCGGAACACAUACCGAAUUUAGAAGCUUUGAACUUAGAAGGAAAUAAGUUGCAGAAUAUUGAGAGACUUAGUAUACUGACAAAGAAAUUCUCAAAAUUGAAAAUUUUAUAUAUUGGUGAUAAUAAGAUCAGAGACAUUCAUCAGUUAGAUGCUAUUAAGGAUUUAAAACUGGAGGAAUUGAAGUUAACUGGAAAUCCUGUCUGUAACAAGUAUAAAUCUCGACAAAAUGACUAUGUUAG